Messenger RNA from Rodentolepis nana, 1482 nucleotides. The record is from the annotation of a GenBank genome assembly. Lineage: Eukaryota; Metazoa; Platyhelminthes; Cestoda; Cyclophyllidea; Hymenolepididae.
AUGCGGAAUAGAUCGUACUCUCUAGAAAAUACCUAUGAAGUCGAAAGCUCGUCUCCACCUCGUUUGAGACACAGUUGCUUCACUAAAUUCCUUCAAUUUCUUAUUGACAAUUGGUUUAUGCUGUCAACUAUUUUGGGAGUCAUUAUUGGCUUCGGGGUUGGUUUCGUCCUACAAAAGACGCAUCUUUCCCAUCAAGCGAAGAUUUGGCUCGAUGUGCCUGGAAAAAUCUAUUUUCGUAUCCUACAACUUACUAUAUUACCUAUGAUAGUUGCUAACAUUAUCACUGUUCUAGCUAGCUUGAACCCAAAAGGAAAUAGCAAAAUGUGCAGCAUUACGAUAGCUUGUUUAAUAAUUUGCAAUCUCGUAUCGUCACUUAUUGGACUUACUUUCGGGUUGCUUAUAUUACCUAAUUCAUUCUUAAAUGGUUCGACCUCACUUCGUUCAUCAGGGAAUGAUCCUGACAAGUUGGGAUACAUCUUCCGUGAUCUGCUUCUAAAUAUAUUCCCAGAGAACUUGAUUAGCAUGACUAUAAGUCAGACAAUGACAAAUAUAUCAAAACCGAUUGUAAAAAAUGGGGAAAAGACCUAUACCGCGGAGGAAAUUCCCGGAACUAAUAUGAUUGGUGUGCUAUUCUGCUCCAUUGCUUUCGGUAUUGCAGCGAAUGCAACGAAAGCUAAAGGAGCUGUGUUCAAGGACUUUUUCUCAUCGUUGGGAGAUGUGGUUAUGUAUUUGAUGACGAAAUUCCUUCUAACCACUCCCGUUUGUGUAAUGUUUAUGGUCAUAAGUUCGGUUGCGAAUGUUGAGGAAGAUCUUGGCAAAACUUUCAGCACUCUGGCACUGUUUGUUGGAGUUAACUUCAUUGGUCAAGUCACACAUCUAAUUCUCCUGAUGCUUUUGACGGUCUGUCUCGGUGAAAAUCCCCUCAAGAUGUUUCGUCACUCGCUUCCUCCCUACUUCAUUGGCUUUGCCGCCACUUCCGCAAUCAUCUCUCUGCCGAAGUGCUACGACAGUUGUGACAAGUAUGGCAUGCCAAAGUCGGUUUCACGAUUUGUUCUCCCAAUUGCUGGCACAAUGAAGAGUGACGCGUCGGCCAUUUUUAUUGUUUCUGCAGUCUUCUACACAGCUCUGGAUUCCAAUAUCUCUCUGAAUGUUGGCAAAAUGGUCAUCGUUGUCAUUCUCGCCACUGUCUAUGUGACUGCUCUCCCCAAUAUUCCAAGCUCCAGUAUGGUCGUUGCAACCACAAUCCUCUGUUCCAUUGGUAUUGGACCAGAAAAAGCAAUGAUACUCUACGCAGUAGAGUUUAUCAACGAUCGAUUAAGGUCGGGAAAUAUCGUUUUCUCUCAUCUCUACUGUGCUGUGUUUGUAUACCAUACUUGCAAAAAUGAUAUUGUGGAGGAAAUUGAAGAUGAAAACAAUCCCAACGAAUUGAAUGGCAUAAAUAGAAGGAAAUACGUUGAAGAGAAACUCUUUGCUCGGAAUUGA